CAUACAUACAAAUCCCACUUUAUAUCAAGCCCUAUACAUUGUCAUCAUGUCGCAGUCUUCCUCGAUGGCUCAGCGCCCGCUGACUCUCACAGAGGAGCUCGAAAAGCUCGAGCAAUCCAUCACUCUCACGCUGCAGGAGAUCGAUCAUAACUUCAGCCAGGCCCAUCGGAUUGUCACAACCAGUAUUUUACCUCUGAUCGAGCAGUACUCGGAGGCAUCUCGUGACGUCUGGGAAGGCGCCAAGUUCUGGAAACAAUUCUUCGAGGCCAGCGCCAAUGUCUCCCUCUCCGGUUACGAAGAGAAACCAGAAGAUACCACCACGACGCUCCAAGAAGAUGACCAGUCCCUCACCGCGCACGAGCAAGACACACAGCUCACCGCGCAACAAGACGACUCGCAUCUCAGUCUGGACGAGCACCGCGAGCAGGAACCCGAGCUGGAAUUGACUGCUCUCAGCCUCUCCUCUCACAGCACCCCGCGCCCUUACGCCGCUCCUCACCACCAGCACCACCAAGCCAACGACACGACGGUCACCUCCUCAAUCGCCCACCCCUCGCCCUCCCCUGGCGACCUUGACCCCGACUCCCUACCCGACAGCGACACUCGUGACCUCGCCCGCGCCGCCGAACUCGCCGACGCCGAAAACGAGGAAUCCUUCCUCCCCACCACCCCAGGCAAAUACUCGGCCUCAGCCUCGGCAUCUCGCUCCUACCAGCGCCCUACUCAACAACAACAACAAUAUCCCUACCACCACGACGAAUCCCACACCCCACUCUUUUCCUCCCCCUUCAUUCCCCCAGCCCCAACAGCCACAUAUCCAAACGACGACAAUGACGACCACGACCACCACGAGGACCCCAUCCUCCACCGCUUCAACGACAGGACGUACCGCGUGCAAGCCACCCCACUCUCCAAGAAGCGCCAACCACUAAAGCACUACCUCUCCACCUCGAAAUCCAUCAAGUUCACCAACCCCAUGUUCAACAGCAACUCGGCCUCCACCCCGCAAAAGCCCCCCGCGAAGAAAUCCAAAUACUCCUUCGACGACUCCCCGAUCUCCAGCCCGGAGCCCGAGGCCCCACAACUGCACGCCGAGAUCUUCUCCUCCCCGAUGAAGAGGGGAGCCGAGACCCCGAACACGGGCCGCAGGCGGCGGCCGAGCGCUCACCAUCCCUAUCAAUCCCGCGUGACGCCCAAACCCGGUAUGAGUGUCCUCACCCCGAUGAAGGAUGGGACUGGUCGCCGCGGCGGGGGCUGGGACAGCGAUGACGAAUUCGGUGGUGGUGGUUUCGGCCGCGGCGGCGCGGCGUUCAGUGACGAGGAUGAGGAUCUGGGUCCCAGUCCGCCCAAGACGAUGCAGUUCCAUAUCCCGCAGAGUCGGUUGAUGAAGACACCUGCGAAAGAAGCCUCCAAGCGGAUCGUCGAGGACUUGUUGUUUACAGCGGGAGCCAAUGAUACCACGGAUGAUAUUGUGGAGGAGCAGAGUCCGAGUGUGAUCCGCAGGGUGGAGAAGCUCGAGGAUGAGACUUUCUAAGUCACUUAGGCCAGAGCUUACCAGUUUUUUGAUAUCUGGGACAAAUCAUUUGUGCGGCUGUGGACGAACUGUUCCUAUACUUUCAUAUACCAAACAACUUGAUC
Molecule: messenger RNA, 1638 nt
Organism: Aspergillus saccharolyticus JOP 1030-1
Lineage: Eukaryota; Fungi; Ascomycota; Eurotiomycetes; Eurotiales; Aspergillaceae
Product: DASH complex subunit ASK1
Exons: 4
Coding region: 47-1534 (495 amino acids)
Biological process (GO): attachment of spindle microtubules to kinetochore
Cellular component (GO): DASH complex; mitotic spindle; mitotic spindle pole body
Source: RefSeq, a predicted model, not a curated record